AUGUCAUCAGAAACACCAAGAGAAAGUCCAGAGGUGCCAACGGAAAAUACCAUGCCCCCUGAAGUUCCUGAUGCGGAAGGAGAGGUGAAGUCAAGUGACAAUCCAGUAGAGAGACAGGAGGUAGGCUCAGACAAGGAAGAAGAAUGCCUUGAGCCCAUGUCCAAGCGGCAAAGGAAGAAACUAUUGAAGCAGAAACAGUGGGAAGAACAGAAAGAUCUACGGAGGCAGAAACGGAAAGAAAAACGCCAGAAGAGAAAACUAGAACGUCAGUCAAGAUUGCACUCCAAUAACGAAGGGAAUGACAGAAAGCGAAUGCGAAGGGAAGUUGUUCCUAGUACGCUUCGCCUUAUUGUGGACUGCAGCUUUGAUGACUUGAUGGUGCUAAAGGAUGUUAAGAAGCUUCACAAGCAAAUUCAGAGAUGUUAUGCAGAAAACCGCAAAGCGUUUCAUCCUGUGCAGUUUUUCUUGACCAGCCAUGGUGGACAGUUGAAAAGCAACAUGAAUGAAAAUGACAAAGGAUGGGUCAACUGGAAGGAUAUCCAAAUUAGAACAGAGCAUUAUAGUGAGCUAAUAAAGAAAGAAGACCUAGUAUAUCUUACCUCAGAUUCCCCGGAUGUUCUCAGUGAGCUUGAUGAGAAGAAAGCCUAUGUGAUUGGAGGACUGGUGGAUCACAAUCACCACAAGGGAAUUACUUACAAAAAAGCUGUAGAGCAGGGAAUUGGUCAUGCACAGCUCCCGCUUGGAAACUUUGUCAAGAUGAACAGUCGGAAAGUGUUAGCUGUCAAUCAUGUGUUUGAGAUCAUCCUUGCAUACCUGGAGAAGAGAGACUGGAAGGAGGCCUUUUUCAGUGUCUUGCCACAGCGGAAAGGGGCUGUUGCUUUGGGAGAAGCCAAUGAUUUGUCCAAACAUGCUCUGUCUACAAAACAAGAUGAAGACAAUGCCUCGGACAGCAACUAGACUUCAGAAGGAGAAGAUGGGAAAGAUGAGACACGCAGUUCAUGGAAUAAAACUGGGAUAUGAAGUAGUUACACUUCAAAGACCAUCUGCUGCCCUUGUGAUACUGAAUUGUCUCAAUGCUUGGUAGUUCCAUACUUGCCCCAGAGCUGUUUCUGGACAAUAAGGGUAAAGAUAAAUGCAGGUUUCUUUUUACCCUGAAACUUCGAUAUUAAUAGCUUUUUUAAAAAAAAUAAAUUAAUGGCAAAUGCGGUAUUUAUUUUGUUUCCC
Messenger RNA from Charadrius vociferus (killdeer), 1224 nucleotides. RefSeq names its product tRNA methyltransferase 10 homolog A (S. cerevisiae) (gene TRMT10A). The coding region runs from base 1 to 957 and encodes 318 amino acids. Lineage: Eukaryota; Metazoa; Chordata; Aves; Charadriiformes; Charadriidae. Gene Ontology annotation, molecular function: tRNA binding. The record is from RefSeq and is a predicted model, not a curated record. Gene Ontology annotation, cellular component: cytosol; nucleoplasm; nucleus. The transcript is spliced from 7 exons. Gene Ontology annotation, biological process: tRNA N1-guanine methylation.